CCUCUGUCAAGCUCCAGCAUUGCUCACUUGCGGCAUUGCUCGUUCACUCACAGAAAGUCAUUGGUGAGUGUAUUGGUCCUCAGCAGAGGGAGACGAUCUUCAAUCUUCCAUCAUCACUUCAGCUUUACGGUAAUCAACGUAUAGAGAUGGGGUCUAAGAUACUAUCUGCGACUUCUGCUAGUGCAUCAUCACUCGAACAAAUGUUGCAGCUUGGUUCUGCUGCUGUCAUUACUUUCGAACACUCUUUCUACGUUUUCGACCAGCUACUCCAUCUUAAGGACCAGCAAGAAUACGUUCCCUCUUUUUAUGUCGCUCUCGAGCGGUAUAUGGCAUCUCCGCAAGCAAUCGCUGUCAGGGACGCAGUGAAAACCGCGGUUCUCCCAUAUCAAGAACCUGUGGGCACUGCUGUCCACACACAUCAAAGAAACCCGUCUAAUCGGACAGCAAAGCGACUGUUUGGACUCUUCCGGAGGAAGGAAAAACAAUAUUUUAAACCCCCUCAGGACGAGGUGAAAGAGUCCUCUGAAUGCUCUCAGGAGAUGGCGAAACAACCCAUGGAUUAUUCGGGUUUAAUCGAAACAAUUCUUGCAAUCACUUUAGAGCAUCGCCUGCCACACGGCCUUGAUGCCAGGCAAUGAAUCACGGCGUAGAUGAUGCUUGGAGUCAUAUUCUGGAGGCAAAUGUGGAUUUCUAGAAUGGUCUGUCGAGGGCGGUUCAAGAUUUGAGAGGUGUGGCACUA
This is a messenger RNA of Suillus clintonianus, 739 nucleotides long. RefSeq lists its product as uncharacterized. Lineage: Eukaryota; Fungi; Basidiomycota; Agaricomycetes; Boletales; Suillaceae. The record is from RefSeq and is a predicted model, not a curated record. The transcript is spliced from 5 exons. The coding region runs from base 147 to 638 and encodes 163 amino acids.